Phragmites australis (common reed) is the source of this 1568-nucleotide messenger RNA. Its product is annotated as serine/threonine-protein kinase STY13-like. Bases 241 to 1422 code for a protein of 393 amino acids. The transcript is spliced from 5 exons. Gene Ontology annotation, molecular function: protein kinase activity; ATP binding. Gene Ontology annotation, biological process: protein phosphorylation. The record is from RefSeq and is a predicted model, not a curated record. Gene Ontology annotation, cellular component: plasma membrane. Lineage: Eukaryota; Viridiplantae; Streptophyta; Magnoliopsida; Poales; Poaceae.
UGACAUGGAUGAUAAAUUGCGUGUAUCCUCUCUCAAGAUUUGGUGCUGCUGAAUGCAUCGCAUCCGUUUUCGUCCAAGAGUUGGCCCCCAUUAAAACAAGACGCAGCCACAGAUUUGUCUCCAUGCGUCUUCAAUUCAACAAAAGGGAAGAAGCUGAUUGAGGCGUGCUAGAAGAGGGCUCACAGCAACGGAAAGAGAACACAGCACAGCAGCUUCAUUCCAGUCCGCUCUGAGAACGAAAUGGACUCCAUCACGGCCACCGGCGGCGCUGGCCGCAGCCGCAGCUUCGGCGGCGGCAGCAGUACAAGGACCGGGGCCGGCGAUGCUGAUGUGUUCGUGAGGGCGGGGGUGGACAACGAGGUGUACGUGCGGGCGGACAAGAUCGACCUGAAGAACCUGGACGUGCAGCUGGAGAAGACGCGGUCCAAGGUGUGGCUGGAGCACCAGCGGUCCGCGCCGCCGCGGCCGCAGCCGCUGCUCGAGUGGGAGAUCGACCUCGCCAAGCUCGACAUCCAGAACCAGAUCGCGCACGGCACGUUCGGCGUCGUCUACCGCGGCACCUACGACGGCCACGACGUCGCAGUGAAGGUGCUGGACUGGGGGCAGGAGGGGCAGGACACGGCGGCGAAGCACCGCGAGGCCUUCGAGAAGGAGGUCGUCGUCUGGCAGAAGCUUGACCACCCCAACGUCACCAAGUUUGUGGGUGCAUCGACGGGGACGUCCCAGCUGAAGAUCCCCAAGAAGGGCUCCUCCGCCGGCGCCGGCGGCCGCGCCGUGCCUAGCGAGUGCUGCGUGGUCGUCGUGGAGUUCCAGCACGGCGGCACGCUGAAGACGCUGCUGUACAACCACCGCGACAAGAAGCUGCCGUACAAGAAGGUCGUCCAGCUCGCGCUCGACCUCGCCAGAGGGCUGAGCUACCUGCACUCGAAGAAGAUCGUGCACCGGGACGUGAAGGCGGAGAACAUGCUGCUGGACCGGAAGCGGACGCUGAAGAUCGCCGACUUCGGGGUGGCGCGCGUGGAGGCGGGGAGCGAGAUGACGGGGCAGACGGGCACGCUGGGCUACAUGGCGCCGGAGGUGCUGCAGGGGCAGUCGUACGACCACAAGUGCGACGUGUACAGCUUCGGCAUCCUGCUGUGGGAAACCUACUGCUGCGCCAUGGCCUACCCCAACUACAGCCUCGCCGACAUCUCUUACCACGUCGUCAAGCUGGGGAUCCGGCCGGACAUCCCGCGGUGCUGCCCUCGAGCGCUGGCGGACAUCAUGGCGCGGUGCUGGGACGGGAACCCGGACAACCGGCCGGAGAUGUCGGAGGUGGUGGCGCAGCUGGAGAGGAUCGGCACCGCCAGCGGCAAGGGCAUGACGCCCGUCGACGACGUCGCGCAGGGGUGCUCCUGCUUCGGCUUCCCCCGCAGCGCCUAGCGAGUCAAGCUAGUAGUAAUAAGCAACAGCUCUCUGAACUUGUGUGUGGUCUGAAAUCCAUGAUCGCUCAAGACUUCGUUAUCUGCAGGGGCAGCCUUGGCAUGCAUCUCCGUUUUGGCGUUUUCUGUUUCUUAUCAGCUCUCAGC